GGGCGUCCGGGCUGGCACAUCGAGUGUUCGGCCAUGGCCGGCUCCAUCCUGGGAGCGUCCAUGGACAUCCACGGAGGCGGGUUCGAUCUGCGCUUCCCACAUCACGACAACGAGCUGGCUCAGUCUGAGGCGUACUUUGAGAACGAUCACUGGGUCAGAUACUUCCUGCACACCGGUCACCUGACCAUCGCAGGCUGCAAGAUGUCCAAAUCUCUCAAGAACUUCAUCACCAUCAAGGACGCUCUGGCGAAGAACACAGGUGACCGUCAGAAACGUCCUCCGUCAGUGACCGAAGCAUCAGUGCAGCCGCUCUUUAACCCUUCAGGGCCCGCUUUAAUAUCACACACACUCGUAUCGCUCUGCAC
Messenger RNA from Plectropomus leopardus (leopard coralgrouper), 365 nucleotides. Lineage: Eukaryota; Metazoa; Chordata; Actinopteri; Perciformes; Serranidae. The record is from RefSeq and is a predicted model, not a curated record.